Brassica rapa (field mustard) is the source of this 737-nucleotide messenger RNA. Its product is annotated as polyubiquitin-D-like. Gene Ontology annotation, molecular function: protein binding. The record is from RefSeq and is a predicted model, not a curated record. Lineage: Eukaryota; Viridiplantae; Streptophyta; Magnoliopsida; Brassicales; Brassicaceae.
AUGCAGAUCUUCGUUAAAACUCUCACCGGAAACUCCGACACCAUCGACAAUGUUAAGGCCAAGAUCCAGGACAAGGAGGGAAUCCCACCCGAUCAGCAGAGGCUUAUCUUCGCCGGAAAGCAGCUCGAGGACGGUCGUGACUACAACAUCCAGAAGGAGUCGACCCUCCACUUGGUUCUCAGGCUACGUGGUGGUAUGCAGAUCUUCGUCAAAACCUUAACCGGAAAGACAAUCACCCUUGAAGGAGAGGGAAUCCCACCGGACCAGCAGAGGUUGAUCUUCGCCGGCAAGCAGCUUGAAGACGGCAGAACAUUGGCCGACUACAACAUUCAAAAGGAGUCUACACUUCACGUCAAGGCCAAGAUCCAAGACAAGGAAGGCAUCCCUCCAGACCAGCAGCGUCUCAUCUUCGCUGGCAAGCAGCUUGAGGAUGGUCGCACCUUAGCCGACUACAACAUCCAGAAAGAGUCCACUCUUCACUUGGUGUUGCGUCUCCGUGGUGGCUUUUAAGACUCUCGUCUUGUGUCGUAUCAUACAAAACAACAAUGUCUCUUUUUCUUUUAAAAACUUCUCAUGGUUUGUGCGUGUCUGAGGCCUUACAAAGUGCCUUAUAAAUAAUCAAUGAACACUGGUUUGAUUCCUUUAGUUUCUCUUGGAAUUUCUCGAUAUUGGAAUUUAUCCUCAUUGCUAUCGUUUGUAUCUGCAUUUAUAUUAUAAAAGUGCUUUGUUGUUUGAAA